This is a messenger RNA of Durusdinium trenchii, 1489 nucleotides long. NCBI's taxonomy places the organism in Eukaryota, Dinophyceae, Suessiales, Symbiodiniaceae. The record is from the annotation of a GenBank genome assembly.
CAGUCUUGAUUUCGCAACCUCCUAAUGGGCCUUGCGCUCUCGACGCAAUUUGAGCGAUGCCCUACUGGCACGCGGCUUCUGGCAGCUCUCUAUGGCAUUAGCUGUGGAGGUCCGCUGGUGCUAUCCUCUCUAGGCCUCCCAACUGAUGCAGCAGUUUGGAGACUCUUCCUUUGCUGUACAGCCAAUGUGCUCGGUCGCAGGAAUUUGGCACCAAUCAUCCUUUCUGUGCUAUAUCGGCCACUGGGCAGUGGACAGGAUGCCUUGCUGGCUCUCACAGAGCUACAGAUGGCAGUCUCCUUCCUUCCAGCACGAGAGCAAGAACUUGGCUCUCUGCGUUUUUUGCUUUGGCUUGGAAUGAACUCAGCUGGGAGCAACGUGCUGUUUCUCCUCUUCCUCAAGCUCUAUAGUAAACUUUCUGGAUACUGUGCGGAAUUCCGAUCGAAUCAAGGGCCGUGGAGCCUAGCUGUGAUUUGUUUAACCCUUCAAGCUUUGGAACAUCCGCACGUACGCACUAAUUUGCUGGGUCUGGUGGAGAUUUCACAGAAGUGGUACCCCUUGGCGAUUGGACUUUUGCUGUCAGCUCUUAAUGGCUCAGUGCAAUGGGAGACAUUUGCAGCUGUCCUUUUCGCUUAUAUUUGGCGGACUUUUCGCUUGGACAGAGCUUUACCAUCCAGCCACACAGCUGCGAAGCUGGAGGACCAGUUGCGGCUUCCAGGGCUGCUGGGCAUGCUUGGAGGCCAUUGGGUACCAGCGACAUCCAGGCCUCCCCGACAGCCGAGACAGCUGAGAGAGCCAAGAGACGCCGGCCGAAGAGUUGAACCAGCUGGCUUCCGACUCUUUGGUGGUCGAGGGCACCGCCUUAGUGAUUGAGGUUCACUCUCAAAUUGGCAGGGACUGAAUUUCGAUGCACUUCUGUAGGACUUGACAAGACAAGCUGAGCCUACACCGUGGACUUGUUUGAUCGAGUGUUUAGACUUUAUAUAUGUGUCGUUCCAACGCCCCGUGGACUGGGUGCAGAGUGUGCGUACGCCCGGGCAGAAUUACAUGACAGAGGACUCUGCUGGGCAGCGAGUGGGAAACAUGCGUGCAAACCAGUGUCGCAUGAAGGCUGACUUGGUACAAGUCUGAGAGAGUUGAAAGAGCGCUAGCAAAAACUGCAUCCCAAAGCCAAGGAUGUCAUAUUGUUUGCCAUUGCUAAAGCUGGAUCUGCUAAAAUGAAGCGACAGUCGUUAUGGAGGGCAUUGUGGCAGAGAUCGUCUGGACACGCGCAGGCGAUUCUGGCAUUCUGCUAUGCAGCACGGAGGCCUGGCUAUGGCCGUUUGGCAUUUGCAGAUGGUUUGGGAGGUGAAGGCCGCGGCAAUGAAAGCGCGCAGCAGUUAGUUAGCAUGGCUCCUCCGGUGAUGCAGCCGAUGCUUAAACGAUGCAUAGACUUGGUGGGCUGGGAGACAUUGGAAAAUACCCUGACGGUGGACUGGUUGCGCUUUACUUA